AUGAAUCAACAAGCUAAUAAGGUAAAUACUGUGAAUGUACAAAGUUCCAUCGAAAAAAAGGUGGAAACGGUCGAUCAUCAAUCUUCGGCCGGGCAUGGACAAGAAGAGAGGAAAGUGCAGGUCAUUCAUGAACCCCAUUCCAAAACCAGCGGUGGUGUUCUUACAAGUGCUGCUGAUGCCGUGGCGUCCACUCUACAAUCUGCCAAGGAUGCAAUUUCUAAAAAAUAA
Messenger RNA from Lathyrus sativus (Indian pea), 228 nucleotides. The record is from the annotation of a GenBank genome assembly. NCBI's taxonomy places the organism in Eukaryota, Viridiplantae, Streptophyta, Magnoliopsida, Fabales, Fabaceae.